AUGGCGAUUCUUAUAUUCAUAUCGCGCGUAUUUGUUUUCGCAACUUAUGUUCGAGUUACGCUUUGCAAAGGUUUUGGAGGUGGUGACGAUGGUUUUUCGGAUGAAACAACAUCUGUCCAACCCAUCGUUGCAGGCAUCUGUGGAGCGAAUGAAUAUUUAUGUGACGUCGUAGUGUGUAUACCAAAUUCUUCGUUCUGUGAUGGAGUCGUGGACUGUGCUGAUGGUACAGACGAAGUGAUAGGAUGCCCGUUUUGCCCACCCGAUAAGUUUACCUGUGAUGACUUCACCUGUAUCGAAGGAAACUAUGUCUGUGACGGAUUCGUUGAUUGUCCUGACAACUCAGACGAGGAAGCUUGUGGAGUUACUUGCUCGAGUUCAGAGUUUACGUGCGAUAACGGAGUUUGUGUGUCUGGUUCUAUGUACUGCGACGACGAUAACGACUGCGGUGAUUGGAGCGAUGAACCACUGGAAUUAUGCGCCGACUGGUAUUGUGACGACGGAGAUGCAAUUGCUACGUAUAAACGUUGUGAUAACGAUUAUGACUGUUUAGACGGGAGUGAUGAGUUGAACUGUGAUCCCACAACAGUUUUGCCAACCACAACGUCAUAUAUCUCAUCAACUGGGGCCGGCGAAACUACUGUUUCUACAACGGCUGACCAAACUGAUACUUCAACCGAAGCCAAUAAUCCAUUUUCGCUUAGUUGGGGAACUACACCUGUUUCUACAAUGGCUGAACAAACUGAUACAACAACCACAGCCAGUAAUCCAUUUUCGCUUAGUUGGGGAACAACACCUGUUUCCACAAUGGCUGAACAAACUGAUACUUCAACCGAAGCCAAUAAUCCAUUUUCGCUUAGUUGGGGAACUACACCUGUUUCUACAAUGGCUGAACAAACUGAUACAACAACCGCAGCCAGUAAUCCAUUUUCGCUUAGUUGGGGAACAACACCUGUUUCUACAAUGGUUGACCAAAUUGAUACUUCAACCAUAGCCAAUAACCCAUUUUCACUUAUUUGGGGAAGUACGACCGUUUCCACAAUGGCUGAUCAAACCACAUUAACCGCUACAGUUUGUUUACCACCAUUGUUGUUCCAAUGCGAUAAUAGUAAAUGCAUUGACUCUGCCGCUGUUUGUGAUUACAACGAUGACUGUGGUGAUAACAGCGAUGAAAGAAAUUGUUUACCGAUAGAAAUUAGCUGCAUUCACAACUGCAACAGAAAUCACACCAACCCGAAAAUAAGACUUCGUGCCAGAGUAAACUGCCUUGAUUGUCCUGACACUGUCCAACCAAGGAUAGAAUGGGGAUUGUUUGAGACAACAGCCGGCAUAACAACAGUGGACUCGUUUGCCAACAUGACCAGUACAGGAAUUACUGGUGAUUAUAUUAUUAUCAAGAAAAACGAGUUAGGAGGCGGUGAAAGAUAUGCAUUGUUUGCAUGGGCGACUCAUUCUGCUUAUACAUUCCCGAAACGUACAUACGACUUUACUGUGAACGAACCUCCCUCUGGUGGGAAUUGUUUUGUUUCACCUGUAGUAGGGGUUGCACUGGCUACACUGUUUCGCGUGGAAUGUAAUAGUAUCGCUGAUGCCGACGGAACUGUUGUUUCUUAUGAAAUAUUUGGACGUCCAAUCGGGACGCAACUGUUAUCAUCAUUGAUAAAAGUCAAUUCGCUUGGUGGCGAUUUAAAUGUGACAGGAAUACAAUUAGCAAUGGGGUUUGCUGAAUACGACUAUGAUGUUAGUGUAAAGACCAGGGUAUAUGACACGUACGGUGCAUACAGUGACUAUAAUGUGCGGAUAAAGGCGACAAACGACACUGUCCAACGAAAGGCACGCCAAGAAGGUGUAAAAAUUUUGGAGCAAAUGCUGUCAUGGAAUGCAGAAUACAGUGACAUAGUAUCCAUAGCCAAUUUAUUGAAUAUGCUAACAGUGGACCCAGAACAACUAACAUUACAUGAAACGAUAUCUUGCUUAAACAAAUUGACGUCCACGAUAAGUGAACUGAAUGUCGAAGACAAUGAAGACAUUGUGGUGAUUGCUGGAGAAAUUACCACAGUAGCCAGUAACAUACUGAGUGGCGUGUCGUUUCGGAACGAUUCAGAGGAUCUCAUACUUCUUGUUAUCGAUUCAUUAGACUCUAUUUCUACCAGCGUGCUCAACACCAGAGUACAAGGGGAAUCGCCAGUUAAGAUAUCGAGUGCGACAGUAACUCUUGUUUUGGAGAGGGCUCACAAAUCUCAGAUUGUCGGUAAAAAGUUUAUAAUUAGGAAUGAUUCACUUAAACUACCCGAUACAGAUACCAUGCUGCCCGAAGGAAUGUAUGAAGAAUUUGUUGAUAUCAAGUUGAAACAUUUUUCUCUCAUGAUAUGGCCAGACUCAGAUAUCACAACAAAUGUUUUAACGUUAGAAUUAUUUGAUUCUGAUGGAAAUGCUAUAGAAGUGAAUAGUUUAGACGAAUAUAUAGAAAUCGUCCUGUAUAAUCCGUCUCAGCCUUCCACGCAACUGAUACCAUCAGAGCUCAAAAUUGAUGAAAUGUUUAUUGGAAGUAUUGAGGUUAAUGAAAUGACCGGCAUUUUGAAUAUCGUAGCGCUGCCUGACUUGAUACAAAAUAACGACAUUUACGAAAUCUACAUACGAAGAGGUAAACGUCCAACAAUAUUGGAUUAUGACGUCAGGGCCACAUUACCGAUGGAAGAAGAAUACGAUGGCGCUGUUGAAGAUGACGUCAGAGCUGAACUAAAAUACACACUGAUGUUAACAAGUGGCGAUGUGGAAGAUUUGGGGCAAUACUUUAUUGGGGUGUUGCCGGUAGAAGAAGCAGGUAAUGUCACUCUCCAAGUAUACGCUACAUCGUGUAUGUAUCGCAAUGGUGGAUCAGACACAUGGCACUCAGAUGGUCUCAUAGUAUCUAAGGAAUCUAAUACCAAAUAUACCAAGUGUUACUCUAACCAUCUGACAUCAUUCGGGGCGGGGUUCAUCACGCCACCAAACACCAUCGACUUCAGUACCGUAUUCAAGAAGUUUGCCACCCUUGGGAGCAACGCUGCGGUAUUUUCCACUGUUAUUAUUGUGUUGGUUGCGUACGCUGUCAUUGUCAUCGUAGUGAGAAGGGCAGAUAAACAGGACAGACACAAGUGGAGUACCCUUCCUCUCAUCGACAACAACCCGAAUCACCACUUUUAUUAUCAAAUAUCUGUCUGCACCGGGAUGGGUAAGGGAUCCGGUACGAGGUCAAAGGUUUUCUUCUUGUUGUCAGGUGACUGUGGUGAUACCAAUGCAAGGCAGUUAGACGAUGGCGAUAGGAAGUUGUUUGAUAGAUCCAGUGAUAUUAACUUCCUCAUGAGUUCAGAACAGUCACUUGGUCCAUUGACGUAUUUACGCGUAUGGCAUGACAACUCAGGCAAAGGAUCCAACGCUUCCUGGUUUUUAGACAAGAUAACCGUAUUGGAUUUGCAGACAGGAAAAAGGUAUUUCUUUAUUUGCGACCGUUGGUUGGCCGUAGAGGAGGGAGACGGCAUGAUAGAUCGACUUCUACCUGUUUGUGGCAAAGACGAAGUUACAAACUUUCGAUAUCUCUUCACCUCAUCAGCAAAGAAGGAUCUUACUGACGGUCAUCUGUGGUUCUCCGUCUUGUCACGACCAUCUAAAAGUUCUUUUAGCCGGGUUCAACGUUUAUCCUGUUGUUUGUCUCUUCUGUUUACAACAAUGAUUGCGAAUUGUAUGUGGUACAAGACUGAAGAUAAUUUACAACUCAGCGUAGGAAUUACAUUAGGUCCAUUUCAUUUCACUUGGCAUGAAUUGUAUGUUGGCGUCAUGGGUGGAUUGGUGGUAUUUCCGGUCAAUCUGAUAAUUGUACAAAUUUUUCGAAGAAGUCGGAAAAAAACAUACAUUGUUAGUCGAAAAAGUCAAAAGAAAGUAACCUUUGUAGAUAAUAGUUACACAAAGAUGGCCGACUCACCUCGUUCCAUAGCCACAUUAUCCGAUAAGAUUUUCCCGGAAAACAACCCAGUCAGCGACAAGGACAGCGGAGUUGGUAGCUUGGCCAGCCUUAAAGGAGAUGAUGCCAAUGGCUAUAACCAAACUAAAGAUCCAUCAAAGUCUGAGAGGAAGAAGAAGUUUCAUCUACCAUACUGGUGCAUAUACAUUGCCUGGAUACUGGUGUUCCUGUCUGUUAUUUCAUCUGCAUUCUUCACCGUGCUCUACAGUCUGGAAUGGGGAAACGAGAAAUCAGUCAUGUGGCUGACAUCGUUCAUAGUGUCGUUUUUAGAGAGUAUUCUGUUCCUGCAACCAGCUAAGGUUAUUUUAAUGGCAGUGAUUAUUGCGAUGAUAUUUAGAAAACCCGACCAAAGUGAAGACGAUGAUGUUCUCGAGGAAACUAACUACCAACCAAAUCGAGUGAGUACUGACCAGCCAUCGAGAGAUACACUAAAUGCGAUAAAAUACCAACCACCGGACAGCUGCAAACUGGAGGCGGCCAGGGAACAGCGACUGAAAGAGCUGAAAAUGUGGGAAAUAUCACGAGAAAUCCUAUUUUAUUUCUUUUUUGUCAUCAUAUUGCUUAUCAUCGCAUAUGGAAACCGUGAUCUGAGAUCGUACGAUUUGCAGAACAAUAUUAGAAAUCUUCUUUUCAAGGGACCAGACUUUGCUAAUAUUCAUUACGGGUUUAAAGAGUUUUGGACGUGGACGCAAUUCACAUUGAUCCCAUCACUGUAUGCUCAUCAUUGGUACAACGGUGACGUGGUAGAUUCUCAGAUGACGUCAUUCAUGGCGGAUAUGUCUAACUAUCGCAUUGGUUCAGCACGGAUACGACAUCUGCGAGUAAGACCAGAUCUCUGUGAAGCACCGUCUCCAAUGAAAGGUGUGUUAUCGAUUUGCGAAGUUGAUUACUCUUGGGAAACAGAAGACAGGGGUUCAUAUGGUGAGAUGUGGUCUGUCAUAAAUUCUACAGACAACGUUGAUGAUCGUGGGGCCUACUGGAGUUAUCUGACCUCGGACAAACUCAACGGUCUCCCCUAUUAUGGACGUGAUACAUUGUAUAGAGGGGGAGGAUAUGUAGCCGAGUUAGGAGAUACUGCCUAUCAUGCAAUGGAUGUGGUACAAUACCUGUUUAAUGCCACAUGGUUGGACCAAUACACACGUGCUGUUUUCGUGGAAGCUUCCCUUUACAAUGCCAACACCAAUCUAUUCAGCAUGGUGACAUUGCUGCUGGAGUACACGUCUGGAGGGGCAGUUAUCGUGAUACCUAAAGUAUAUCCCUUACGUCUUUAUAACUAUAUCGGGACAUUCGCUGUCAUUGUGGUCAUUUGUGAGGUUAUAUUUCUCGUAUUCUUGGUGUAUUUUCUUGUGAAGCUCAUCCAGUCAAUGAAGAAACAAGGAAGACAGUUUAUCAAGAGUUAUUGGAAUAUAUUAGAAGUGAUCAAGUUAGCCCUAUGUAUAACUGGGGUUGUUAUGUAUAUCUAUCGAUUAAUUUUCUGGAACCUAGCGUUGGACGAGUUGCCCUACAAUUCCCAAGGUUCUGGAACAUUCAUAAAUUUUCAGCGUAUUGCAUUGUGGGAUGAAAUAUUUGGAUAUAUCAUUUCCGUUAUAGUCUUUGUAUCUAUUCUGAAGUUUCUUCGUCUUCUUCGAUUUAAUCGCCGCAUGUCACUUCUUGGAUCAACCAUCAAGUACGCCUCCAAGGACUUGAUAUAUUUCGCAGUUGUGUUCUUCGUCAUUUUCUUUACCUACGGUCAAUUUGGAUAUCUAGUCUUCGGCAGAUCUGUCUACAAGUACUCUGAUUUCACGCUCGCAGUUGAAACUCUCUUCACCAUGAUGCUAGGCAGGUUUGGAUACAAUGAAAUUAAAGAAGCGCACGAGAUCUUUGGACGGUUUUUCUUUUUUACCUUUAUGCUGUUGAUCUACAUGGUUCUGUUCAAUGUAUUUGUUACGGUGCUUGUGUCCGCUUACGAAGCCGUCAAACACGAUAAUGACAAACAAGCGAACGAGUAUGAAAUGGUGGACUUUAUGUGGAAGCGAUUUCGAGCUUUUAUAGGAGUGGGUGUGACUGUCAACCAUAAACUGCUUGAAGAAAGCGUGACGUCAUCGUCAAAUAGCUCACAGACUGUCGUAAGUGAAGAUCUGUGUGAUCUGGAUGCCUUGAGCCAGCGACUGGAUUUGAUAUCAAAACGAAUAGAUUCAUUAGAAAUAAUACCGGGCAAUGUGUACCCAAGUACUUGCCGAAAAUUGGAUGAAAUCAUGGUUCACGUUUAUUCAAGGAGUAUGGUGGAGGUUAGAAAAACAUAA
Messenger RNA from Saccoglossus kowalevskii, 6279 nucleotides. Its product is annotated as polycystin-1-like protein 2. The record is from RefSeq and is a predicted model, not a curated record. Gene Ontology annotation, biological process: detection of mechanical stimulus. Gene Ontology annotation, cellular component: membrane. NCBI's taxonomy places the organism in Eukaryota, Metazoa, Hemichordata, Enteropneusta, Harrimaniidae. Gene Ontology annotation, molecular function: calcium ion binding; protein binding; calcium channel activity.